Sarcophilus harrisii (Tasmanian devil) is the source of this 2063-nucleotide messenger RNA. Its product is annotated as liver carboxylesterase 1. Gene Ontology annotation, molecular function: carboxylic ester hydrolase activity. The record is from RefSeq and is a predicted model, not a curated record. The transcript has 14 exons. NCBI's taxonomy places the organism in Eukaryota, Metazoa, Chordata, Mammalia, Dasyuromorphia, Dasyuridae. The coding region runs from base 71 to 1762 and encodes 563 amino acids. Gene Ontology annotation, cellular component: lipid droplet; endoplasmic reticulum. Gene Ontology annotation, biological process: lipid catabolic process.
GCACUAGCAGCCCUGCUAAACGGUUCAGUUACCUGUAACCCACAGUUGAAAAAACACUACUCUAGACAAGAUGUGGCUGCUUUCUCUGGUCCUCUAUUUUCUCACUACUAUCUCUGUGCAGGGGCAGCAAUCCUCAACACCUGUAGUGGACACUCAGUAUGGAAAAGUCCAAGGCAAACGUGAAAGCCUACAAGGAUUUGACAAAAUCGUCAAUGUUUUCCUGGGUAUCCCUUUUGCCAAAGCUCCUCUUGGACCCCUGAGAUUUACUCCACCACAACCUGCAGAAUCCUGGGACUACGUAAAGAGCACAACUACUUACCCACCCAUGUGUGCCCAGGACCUAGUUUCUGGACAAUUACUUUCUGACCUUUUUACCAACCGGGAAGAAAAAAUUUCCUUGAAAACAUCUGAAGAUUGUUUAUACUUAAACAUUUAUACCCCUGCUGACCUAUCAAAGAAGAGCAAGUUACCUGUGAUGGUGUGGAUCCAUGGAGGGGGUUUGGUGGUAGGUGCUGCAUCAACCUAUGAUGGUCUGGCCCUUGCAGCCCUUGAGGAUGUCGUAGUGGUGGCCAUUCAGUAUCGCCUGGGAAUUUUUGGAUUUUAUAGCACUGGAGAUGAACAUGCCCGGGGAAACUGGGGUUACUUAGAUCAAGUGGCUGCACUUCAGUGGGUCCAGGAGAACAUCGCCAAUUUUGGAGGAGACCCAGGCUCAGUCACCAUCUUUGGGGAGUCAGCAGGAGGUUUCAGUGUUUCAGCAUUGGUUUUAUCUCCUUUGACCAAAAACCUUUUCCACCGGGCUAUUUCUCAGAGUGGAGUUGUCUUAAUGGAUUGUCUGUACAAUUCCAGUCUCACAGCAGCAACUGAGAAAAUUACAAGUUUUGCUGGGUGCAAAACAGUCACUUCAGCCAGCAUGGUUCACUGUAUGCGACAAAAGUCAGAAGAGGAACUCCUGGAUGUAGGUUUGAAGAUGGGAUUAUUUGGUCUGGAUUUCCUAGGAGACCCUUCAGAGAAAAUUACUUUUCUAUCUGGAGUCAUUGAUGGAGUAUUUUUCCCUAAAAGUCCUGAAGAGCUUCUGGCUGAAAAGAAGUUCAAUCAUAUCCCCUAUAUUGUGGGAAUCAACAAUCAUGAAUUUGGCUGGAUUCUUCCAACUAUGAUGGAGUUCCCUCUCUCACAAGGCAUACCAGACCAAGAAACAGCAUCAGCAUUGUUGUGGAGCUCCUACCCACUUGUUAAAAUCCCCAAAGAUCUUACUGCUACUUUAACUAAGGAAUAUCUUGGAAUGACAAAUGAUCCUAUAAAAAAGAAGGACCUGUUUUUAAACUUGAUGGGAGACUUGAUAUUUGGAAUUCCUUCUGUAAGGUUGGCUCGACUUCAUAUGGCAUCAGGUGCACCCACAUACAUGUAUGAGUUUCAACAUCGACCAAGCUUCUCAACCAACCUAAAACCAGAGGAAGUGAAGGCAGAUCAUGGAGAUGAAAUUCCCUCUGUCUUAGGGGCUCCAUUUUUGAAAGAAGGCUCACUAGAGGAAGAAAAGAAACUUAGCAGAAUUGUGAUGAAAUAUUGGGCCAACUUUGCUAAGAAUGGAAACCCUAAUGGAGAAGGACUGCCAAACUGGCCUGUUUAUAAUCAGAAUGAAGACUACCUCCAAAUUAACAUCACUCCCAAAGCAGCCAAAAAGCUGAAGGAGAAAGAAGUAAAAUUUUGGACUAAACUCAUGUCAAAGGAACUAGUUGGAGUGAAGAGAGAACAUAUUGAGCUUUAAUCUGGUGAGAUCUGCCAUCAGUUGAUAAAGGAACUUCAGUAUAUCUUAAUGGCAAGAGGUUUUGGUUUUGCUUGGCAUGGAUGCCUGGCCCUUUGGUGGUAAAAGAGCUUCUCAGCAUGGAGGUGGAGGGAAAAAAAAAAACAUACAGAAAUACACACCAUUAACCUGAUGAGGGGAGAACAAUAUAACAUAAGCACUGGAAACUAUGAGGAGCCUAAGAUGACUUUCCUCUCUGAAUGCUUUUAGUUGGUAAAGCUGACUUUCUUUGUGUUGUACUAAAUAAAAACCACUUUGCUUGGAA